Messenger RNA from Aspergillus wentii DTO 134E9, 4632 nucleotides. RefSeq names its product ATP-binding cassette glutathione S-conjugate transporter YCF1. The coding region runs from base 1 to 4632 and encodes 1543 amino acids. Gene Ontology annotation, biological process: transmembrane transport. The record is from RefSeq and is a predicted model, not a curated record. Gene Ontology annotation, molecular function: ATP hydrolysis activity; ATP binding; ABC-type transporter activity. The transcript is spliced from 8 exons. Gene Ontology annotation, cellular component: membrane. Lineage: Eukaryota; Fungi; Ascomycota; Eurotiomycetes; Eurotiales; Aspergillaceae.
AUGCUGGAUGGCAGUUCCCAGGUGGUCCUAGGGGAUUCGUCCCUCCCGGGAUCAUCGCUUCAAUCGAGUCCGCAAUCGCUUUUGCAAUCUACUCAGCGACAGCCCUUCUGCGGUGAUAGCGAGGGUUGGGGUCCGAUCAGUCAAUUGCGAUUUGAUUUGACGCCAUGUUUUCUGGACCUGGGGGUGGCUUUGGUCGCAGCAUUUGGGCUGUUGAUGGGAUCCGGCGCUAUCUGGUUGCUGCUUAAGAAGCGAAUUCCUCAGCCGGUAUCCAAGAAUUGGCAUUUCUAUGCCAAAUUAGUUGUUCUAUCCGCUUUGAUCCUAACUACUGCUCUUCAGUCCGCUAUUCAGGCUGAGGCCUAUCCGAACAAUGGACUGAGCGACUUUCGCUUCUGGAGCUCGAUUAUUACGCUUGCAUCUCUCGGUGUUAUCUUUGGGGUACAAUAUUUUGAGCACUGGCGUAGCAGGCAGCCGAACGGAGUUGUUCUCUUCUAUUGGGUCUUCUUCAUUAUCGCAUAUGGAAUCAAGUUGCGGUCUCUCAUCUCCCGACAUGCCUUCAAGAAUGAUAUUCCAUACUUUGUCACAAUCAAUGUGAGCCUAGGGCUGGCAGUGUUGGAAUUCGUGCUGGAAUACUUGAUCCCGAAGAAACAAAGUGAUUACGAUGCACUAGGUGAUGAGGAUGAAUGUCCUUAUGAAUACGCAGACAUCUUCUCAGUUCUUACUUUCAGCUGGUUGACCCCAAUGAUGAAAUUUGGGUACAGUAACUUCUUGACCCAAGAUGACCUGUGGAACUUGCGUCGCCGAGACAUGACUCGUGUCACCGGAUCUACUUUGCAAGAGAACUGGGACUAUGAGUUGGAGAAGAAGAAACCUUCUUUGUGGAUAGCAAUGUUCAAAACAUUUAGUGGUCCGUAUCUUGUCGGUGCUCUCAUCAAGUGCGGAAGUGAUAUGCUUGCUUUCGUCCAGCCGCAACUGUUGCGAAUUCUGAUCAGCUUUAUCAAUUCGUACACAACCGACACACCUGAACCGGCAAUCAGAGGUGUGGCCAUUGCCCUCGCCAUGUUUCUGGUUUCGGUUUCGCAGACCAUGUUCCUUCACCAGUACUUCCAGCGAGCUUUCGAUACGGGUAUGCGCGUCAAGUCUGCCUUGACUGCCAUGAUAUAUGCCAAAUCCCUGAAGCUUUCAAAUGAAGGUCGUUUAUCCAAGACAACUGGCGACAUUGUUAACCAUAUGGCUGUUGAUCAGCAACGUCUUUCUGAUCUGACUCAAUUCGGCACACAGCUCUGGUCCGCUCCAUUCCAAAUCACACUAUGCAUGGUAUCCCUCUAUCAGCUUGUCGGACCGAGCAUGUUCGCUGGUAUCGGAGUUAUGCUACUCAUGAUCCCAUUGAACGGUGCUAUCGCUCGGAUGAUGAAGAAGCUUCAAAUCUCGCAGAUGAAAAACAAAGAUUCGAGAACCAGGCUGAUGACGGAGAUUCUGAACAAUAUCAAGAGCAUUAAGCUCUAUGCUUGGAACACUGCGUUUAUGAACAAACUCAACCAUAUUCGAAAUGACUUGGAACUGAACACUCUUCGCAAAAUCGGCGCAACGCAGUCGGUUGCGAACUUUACCUGGCAGUCAACGCCAUUCUUGGUCUCAUGCUCUACGUUUACUGUCUACGUCUUGACGGGCGACCGUCCUCUGACUACUGAGGUGGUGUUCCCCGCUUUGACGCUUUUCAACCUGCUCACUUUCCCACUUUCGAUUUUGCCGGUGGUUAUCACCUCGACCAUCGAAGCGACAGUAGCUGCCAAGCGCUUGACAGACUAUUUCACAGCGGAAGAAUUGCAAACUAAUGCCGUUACCUAUGAGGAUCCCGUGGUCCACGUUGGAGAUGAGUCGGUUCGGAUCCGGGACGCCUCUUUCACCUGGAACAGAUACCAGGAGGCCCAGGUUUUGGAAAACAUUGAUUACAGCGCCCGCAAAGGCGAACUCAGCUGUAUUGUGGGCCGGGUUGGUGCCGGAAAGUCUUCUUUGCUGCAGUCCCUGCUCGGUGAUCUUUGGAAGUCAGACGGCGACGUCACUGUACGGGGUCGCAUUGCCUAUGUUGCACAAUCACCCUGGGUGAUGAACGCUUCCGUCCGCGAGAACAUUGUUUUUGGACAUCGCUGGGACCCUCAGUUUUAUGAACUUACCGUCGAAGCUUGUGCCUUGUUGGACGAUUUCAAAAACCUACCAGAUGGAGACCAGACCGAGGUUGGUGAACGAGGAAUUUCGCUAUCAGGUGGACAAAAGGCUCGAUUGACAUUGGCCAGAGCAGUCUACGCUCGCGCCGAUAUCUACCUUCUUGACGAUAUCCUAUCUGCAGUCGACCAGCAUGUUGGCCGUCAUAUCAUAAACCGGGUGCUUGGAAAGAACGGUAUACUCAGCGGCAAGACUAGAAUUCUCGCGACAAACGCAAUUACUGUGCUCAAGGAGGCAGACUUCAUUGGCCUGCUACGGAACAAGACAAUUAUUGAAAAGGGCACUUACGAACAAUUGCUGGCCAUGAAAGGCGAGAUUGCCAACCUUAUCCGCACCAACAUGAACGACUCGGACGACGAGCAGGGCUCUGCUAGUGGAACUGAAGAUAGCCGUGGCCUUGCUAGUCCUGAGAGUUCUGAAUCCGCCACUGUAAUCGACAACGCAGACUCCGACUUUUCUGAUACAGAAGAUGCUGAACAAAUUGGCUCCCUUGUUCCAAUCCGGUCCGGCGGUGGUCGACGCAGACCGAGCACUGUCACUUUGCGACGUGCUAGCACCGUUACCUGGCAAGGUCCCCGACGCAAGCUAGGAGAUGAAGAAAACCUGAAGAGCAAGCAAACUCAAGAGACCUCACAGCAGGGCAAGGUGAAGUGGAGCGUCUAUGGAGAGUAUGCCAAAAACAGUAAUGUCGUGGCCGUGUGCUUCUACCUGCUUGCCCUUCUUGGUUCGCAAACAGCACAGGUUCUUGGUAGCUUCUGGUUGAAGAAGUGGUCUGACCCAGGCGAUCCGGAAGAAAAGAAGGCCCAUGUCGGUAAAUUCAUUGGUGUUUACCUGGCUUUUGGUUUUGGAUCCUCUUUGUUGGUUGUUAUCCAGAAUCUUAUUCUGUGGAUUUUCUGCUCGAUUGAAGCUUCUCGGAAAUUGCACGAGCGGAUGGCAUUCUCAAUUUUCCGUUCUCCUAUGAGUUUCUUUGAGACUACUCCUUCUGGACGAAUUCUCAAUCGGUUUUCCAGUGAUGUGUACCGCAUUGACGAGGUUCUUGCUCGUACCUUUAACAUGUUAUUCGGAAACACGGCCAAGGCUUUGUUCACAAUGAUUGUCAUCUCAUCUUCGACCCCGGCAUUCCUUUUGGUGAUUGUUCCUCUGGGUUAUGUCUAUUUCAGCUACCAGAAGUAUUACUUGCGAACCUCGCGAGAGCUGAAGCGAUUGGACAGCGUUACCAGAAGUCCGAUCUACGCGCACUUCCAAGAAUCCCUCGGUGGUAUCUCGACCAUCCGCGCAUACAAACAGGAGAACCGGUUUGCACUUGAGAACGAAUGGCGUAUGGAUGAAAACCUUCGAGCUUACUUUCCGUCCAUCUGCGCAAACAGAUGGCUGGCCGUCCGUCUUGAAUUUAUUGGGUCUAUGGUCAUCUUGGCAUCGGCGACGCUUUCUAUCCUCUCCGUUACCACCGGCAGCGGUCUCUCCGCAGGUAUGGUCGGUCUGGCCAUGUCGUAUGCUCUUCAAAUCACGCAAUCCCUGAACUGGAUUGUGCGACAGACGGUCGAGGUUGAGACCAACAUUGUCUCUGUCGAGCGAGUGCUCGAGUAUGCAGCCCUCCCCAGUGAAGCGCCGGAAGUGGUAUUCAAAAACCGACCGGGCAUUGGCUGGCCGGCGCAGGGUGCAGUCUCGUUCAAGAACUACAGCACACGAUACCGCGAAGGACUUGACUUGGUGCUCAAGGAUAUCAGCCUUGAUAUCAAGCCCCAUGAGAAGAUUGGAGUUGUUGGGCGUACGGGCGCAGGCAAGAGCUCCCUGACUCUGGCGCUGUUCCGAAUCAUUGAGCCAGAUGGCGGCAGCAUUAGCAUUGACGGGUUGAAUGUGUCUACGAUUGGUCUGUUUGAUCUACGGGGACGACUCGCUAUCAUUCCUCAAGACCCAGCGAUGUUCGAGGGCACUCUACGCGACAACCUAGACCCUCGACAUGUGCAUGGUGAUAUGGAACUUUGGAGUGUUCUUGAACAUGCGAGACUGAAGGAAUACGUAUCUCAGAUGGAGGGCCAGCUGGAUGCCCAAAUCCAGGAAGGAGGGUCGAAUCUGAGUCAAGGUCAACGCCAACUAGUGUCACUGGCGCGAGCGUUGUUAACGCCCAGCAACAUUCUAGUGCUGGAUGAAGCAACGGCUGCGGUGGACGUGGAAACGGACGCACUACUCCAACGGACCUUGCGUAGCAGCAUCUUCCAAGACCGCACUAUAAUCACGAUAGCGCACCGCAUCAACACGAUCAUCGAUUCCGAUCGAAUCGUGGUGCUAGACAAGGGGCGGGUGGCCGAGUUCGACACGCCAGCGGAACUGAUCAAGCAGGGCGGCAAAUUCUAUCAGCUGGUCAAGGAAGCCGGGCUACUGGACAACGACGGACUGGCGCUUCUGCAAUAA